AUGGCUCCGCUCCCAGCCCACAUGAAGGCGGCUGCCCAAGCUUUCUCACGCAUUCUCACAGAGCACAACAUCGAGCACGCCUUCAUCGGCGGUUUUGCCUUGAAUUUACUAGGAAGUAAUCGCGAAACUCUAGAUAUCGAUGUCGAGGUCGCCAUGGACGAUGCGCAACCGAACGAGAUCCGACCUCGUCUUGUUGAGCUUCUUCUAGAUUCGGACCGGCAGCGAUUUGUUGUUUCGAACCUCAAGCUCUUUUUCAUUCCAGAUGGUGGUCAGUGGGACUUGCGGGUCCCCAUCGAAACCCUUGCCCGCGGCAUGCUUGGCCUGCCUCGCCGACUUUCGACCCUCCGCCCGGGAGAUGGUUCAAUCCCUAUCCUCCACCCGGGCGUUCUCGUUCUCACCAAGAUGAAGCGCUCAUCGCAGUACAUUGGUAGUACACGCCCUCAGUCUGUGGUCAAGUUUAAUUGUGACGUCCGAGAUAUCGUUUACCUACUCCGCUGGCUCCAAGAUCAUGGCGAGAAAAUCGACUUCGCCAACUACGACGCGGCCUCCCCCGAGAGACUCUAUGAUUCUGUAAGCGAUAGGGCUACUACUAUAUAA
This is a messenger RNA of Fusarium fujikuroi IMI 58289, 597 nucleotides long. RefSeq lists its product as uncharacterized. NCBI's taxonomy places the organism in Eukaryota, Fungi, Ascomycota, Sordariomycetes, Hypocreales, Nectriaceae. The transcript has 2 exons. Bases 1 to 597 code for a protein of 198 amino acids. The record is from RefSeq and is a predicted model, not a curated record.